CCUGAAACAUGUGAAAUCGAUUUCUUCUUCUUUUUAUUAUUAUUACUAAGCCUGUUUCUGUUCGCUGAGGACAGUGUGUAGAGCAGAUCAUGCAUUCACUGUAGUCUCAGGCUGUCUUAUUGCAUGCAGACACGAUGGGGAAAGUCGCCGUGAUGCAUUCAUGUUUCCCCACUCAGGGCUGAUUUUCAACUCUUGAAUCGCGGUGGCUUGGCAUAUAGGAGAGACUUACAACAGGCUUUCUCCGCACAUGUGCUCAAUUUUUUUCUCUCCUUCCCCCCCCCACCCCUCGACAUGCAUGGACGCACUAUUGCUCUAGUGUGCAGAAAUACAGGCCUUGUAGAGAGCUGAAACGUGGGAUCCGCAUAGUAGUCGUUACACUGUAUCCAAAGGUAGAAAUGUGGGGUGUAUUAGACUGAUGUCACAUAUAGAAAUUAAUAUUACUGGAUACAUGAUGGAGCCAGUGAACAAACUAACAAAAUUUAAGCUGUUUGAUCUUAGACUUGAGCUCUUUCAUUAAUAUAAAAACUUGCGAUUUUAUUUAAGCUCUAAAUUAUAAAAGAGAAAAAAGCGGGUCCAAUACAAAUGAGAUUUAAAAUUAAUGAGUGGUGGCUUUAUUGUUUUUCUGUCUUUCUAAUUUAAUCGUAAGAUGGUCUGUAAGGUUUAAGAUGCAACGUAACUGCAAAAAGACCAAUGCUAUAUAGGUUAAGUGCAGCCGGCUGUUGUGCUACUUAGAGUUGCCGGAUGAAGUUCUGCUAUCACAUGCAUAUUCCUAUGCUAUUUUUGAAUUUCCAUGCAGCGCUUAUUUGUGAAGAAUACAGGAGCUUAGCUACUCGUCCCAUUUUUUUUUUAGAAAAAACAAACACAAAAACCCAAAGCGAUCCUAACCUUUGUCAGCAUUCCUGUCUUUUGCCCUUUUUUGUCUUUAAAUAUAGGCCACCUAUAUAUUAAUUCCAUGCCCAUAUGUUUGCUCUGCAUGGAUAACAAUGGAGAUGCUGAAAACCUAAAAUAUAUAUAAAAUGUUUAUGUUCACGUCAUGCUGGAAAAGGCUAUCUGUUAAAAUUAGCUGAUUACCCUACAAAGAACCCUAGUGGCACAAUGUUGUUUUUGUUUAUUUGGUUUUAUUUUAUUUUGGAGCUGUCGCUAUUUCUUAGUUGUAAUUCUCCUCUGUGCUGAGCGCUGUUUAAAGCAGCAGCCUACACCUGCAGCAAAUCAAUUAAUCGUCUAUUUCCGGUAUAGAGAGGGUGGGUCUGCGCUGAUUGGCCAAAAGUCUGAUUAGUUUAUUUAGGGUGGCUGGGUUCCCGCCACCGCUCCUUAUUCUGCUGCGCAAAGACUGUGACCAGGUUUGAUGUCUGCAGGUUGUACCGCAAUAAAUUCCCGCGACGCCGAUUCAACACAUCAAGACGGCAACUCCAAACUAACAUGGCAGUCAGACUGUGCGAUGUGGCUUCUCUGCUUAGAAGUGGUUCGUGGGCGCCUGAGCCUUGGACUGGGCAGGUAAUUGCUGCCAUGGAAACACAGCUAUCCAAUGGGCCCACUUGCAACAACACAAGCAACGGUCCUUCAACUAUCACAAACAACUGCUCCUCACCUGUAGAGUCAGGGAGCGUAGAGGACAGUAAAACUAACUUGAUAGUCAACUAUCUGCCUCAGAACAUGACCCAGGAGGAACUGAAGAGUUUGUUUGGGAGCAUCGGAGAAAUUGAGUCCUGUAAACUAGUUCGAGACAAAAUCACAGGGCAGAGCCUAGGCUAUGGAUUUGUGAAUUAUGUGGACCCAAAGGAUGCAGAAAAGGCCAUCAAUACCUUAAAUGGCUUGAGACUUCAGACCAAAACCAUCAAGGUUUCCUAUGCGCGUCCAAGCUCCGCCUCCAUCAGAGAUGCAAAUUUAUACGUCAGUGGCCUGCCAAAAACUAUGACUCAGAAGGAACUGGAGCAGCUCUUCUCUCAGUACGGACGCAUUAUUACCUCACGCAUUCUGGUGGACCAGGUGACUGGUGUUUCCAGAGGAGUUGGCUUCAUUCGUUUUGACCGGCGAGUUGAGGCUGAGGAGGCCAUCAAGGGUCUGAACUGUCAGAAGCCGCCUGGUGCCACCGAACCCAUUACAGUCAAGUUUGCAAACAACCCGAGCCAAAAGACCAGCCAGGCGCUGCUGUCCCAGCUCUAUCAGUCACCCAAUCGAAGGUACCCAGGACCCCUCGCACAGCAGGCACAACGCUUCAGGUUGGACAAUCUGCUGAACAUGGCCUACGGAGUCAAAAGCAGGUUCUCCCCGAUGGCCAUUGACGGGGUGACCAGCUUGGCUGGCAUCAACAUCCCGGGGCACGCGGGCACUGGCUGGUGCAUCUUCGUCUACAACCUGGCUCCGGACGCAGAUGAAAGCAUCCUUUGGCAGAUGUUCGGGCCGUUUGGUGCUGUCACAAACGUCAAGGUUAUCCGCGACUUUAACACAAACAAGUGCAAAGGAUUUGGUUUUGUCACCAUGACUAAUUACGACGAGGCAGCUGUGGCCAUCGCCAGCUUGAAUGGAUACCGCCUUGGGGACAGAGUUCUGCAAGUGUCAUUCAAAACCAACAAAACACACAAAGCCUGAAACUGAGAUUGUUUCUAGAAAACUCACCAGAAAAUGGAAACAGAAAAUGGAAGCGUAUUGACCGUAACUUUCUACAUUAGUAACAAGAGCUUUGUAAAUCAGUGUUGCGAAGAAAAACGAUAUUUAGCGUCCAACAAUGUGAUCUCUUUUUUUUUUCCUUCUCUUUUUUCCCAUUGCUACACUUUGAAUCUUCUCUAUACUUUCAAACAGAAAAAUACCUGCAGGUCUUGAUGCCUGUCAUGUUGACUUCUCUUGCUGUCUUUACAGAUGGACCAUCUAAAAUGUUACUCUAGGUUUUGUCAUUUUGUUGCACAUCUGCUUUGAAACAGUAAGUCUUGUAAGGUUAUGUGUAGUGAUUUUUCUUUGUACUUCUGUGUCCUGAUUUGCCACACGUGCGUUUAUGCCUUCGGUGGUUAGCAAGUACUUGCGUUGAACUAUUUGCGGUUCUGUUAAUUUUGUAAGUAUUCUGUUUCCUGUAAUAUCAGUUGGUUAUUGGUUGGCUGCAUAAUGUUGCUUAUUGUACAAUUAACAGAUAAAAAGACAAAAAAAAGAUUCUUAAAGCAGUACCUUGCCAAAGAGCUAAGAACCUCUUUGAUGUGGGUUUAAAAGCAUCUAUUUUUAUAAAAAGAAAAAUUUGGAGAAACUUUUUACUGGACCUGGAACAAAAUAUUUUGACUUGGAUACUUUGAGAAAUAUCUUCAUAUGACACCUUGUGAGCUUUUGAACUUUACAAGAAAGUUUGCAGUGGUUGAAAUUUCUGGAGAGAUUUAUGAUGUAAAAGAUACCUUUUGAGAUCUUUGUAUUACCUUUAGAUUAUAGAAUCAGUGGCAGUGCUGGUUUCAUUUGUAAAAUCAUCUGUGGGUCCCCCCCCCCUCCCCUCGGUCGUCUGGUCGUUACGGCUAGCGACUCGCUUUCCGGUCUGAUUUGGAAACGGACAAAACUUCAAAGGUUGAUCUGCAAAAAGUGCAUGAAAAAUUAAAAACAUGGAGAUAUCAUAAAGGUAAAUGGGGGAUUUAAAAAAAGGGAAAAAAGAAAAAUCAGUUCUUCCUCUAAGAUUCCCUUCAGAUGGAGCUCAUGGUGUUUUGUGGUGUAUCUACAAUAUCAUUAGACUAAUUUUUGUCUUAAUAUCAACCAAUGAGGGUUUUUACAUACUUUGUAUGAAAGAUUGAAGACAAGCCAGUGAAGGCAGCAGCAUCAAAAAACAACUAGCGUGACAAAUAGAAGGGUUCCUCCUGAGCUUUGAGCUGUGUAAAUAAGUCCUUUUUUAUGUUGAGUACUUGGCAGACUUUGGUUUUUGUUUGGACUUCAUUGAAAAGUGUGAUUAUUAUAUACAACUUUCUUUUCAGGACUGUGUAAGGUCUUUUUUUUGUUUUUGGAUCUUUAUUUUCAGUUUCUCUUCAGUUGAAAUACUUGAGUUGUCGUCCUAUGGACUAGCAUUAGUGCAUCAGAUUUGUUGGUUGUUAGGUCUGUAGAUAGUCUUGCUUCGUUAAAAAAAAAAGGUAUUAAGAAACUAUAGACAUUUGUUUUGGUUUUUUUUAUAUAUAAACAUUAUAGAUAUAUAUUUAUGUGGUAAAGAAUGGAUAUAAACCACAGUUUUGAACUAUUUGAUUACUUUUUUCAUACUCAUAUCUCUAUAUAUAAAUAUAUACGUAAUGCAUAUAACCUGUCUUUAAAAUCGUAAAAAGGUGUAUAUUGCUUUAUUCACUUUGGGGAAGGGCGGUGAAGCAGUUCCAUUAACAAUAGCAAAGUUGGUUGCAGAAGUUUGUCAACAUCUAGCUCAUCUCAAACACAUGAAUGGAGGCUGGUUGAGCCUUAGAUGCACUGAAUACUGCACCUGCAUCCUGCUUGGUAUUUCAACCGAUUAUUAGUCAUGCUUCCCCUUAAACGAGCAGUGUGCUAUGCAUUAUAUAAUUAUCUUUGCAACUGCUUUUUCUUGUUUAUCUAUUCCUUCUUUGUGUUACUUGUACAAGUUAAACUUUAAGUCUAGAUGAGUUGUGAUACUUGCUGCUGUAGGGAAGAGACAACAUUUGUCAUGCCUGACCUGCCACUGCUGAGAAUAAGUUUUGUUUUUCCUUUAUGUAACCGCUUGAUGUUGGGGUUUUUUUUUUUUUUUUUUUUUCCCCCCCUCUAUUUAUUUUAUUUUUUUUCCUUUUAUUUUUUAUUUAUUUAUUUUUUGGUCUUGGGAAAUUGUGCUGCAGGUCUGGCAUGAGGAAAUGUUUCCUCCCAUCCCUCUUUUCUCAAUUCUUAAUAUGAGAGUGAUUAUUUAUUUGAAGUUGUAUAGUCUGACUUGGUUCACAGCAUUUUUGGAAUAGAAUCUUUUUGUUAAGUAUUUAAAAGGAUGUACAUGUUCUUUACUUUGUGUUUGGAUACUUUUGGAUUUAUUUUUUUUUCCAUGUUCAGUACAUCAAUAAAUAAGUUGAAGGGCAAUGAA
Molecule: messenger RNA, 5020 nt
Organism: Haplochromis burtoni (Burton's mouthbrooder)
Lineage: Eukaryota; Metazoa; Chordata; Actinopteri; Cichliformes; Cichlidae
Gene: elavl2
Product: ELAV like neuron-specific RNA binding protein 2
Exons: 8
Coding region: 1420-2589 (389 amino acids)
Cellular component (GO): ribonucleoprotein complex
Molecular function (GO): RNA binding
Source: RefSeq, a predicted model, not a curated record